This is a messenger RNA of Drosophila nasuta, 613 nucleotides long. RefSeq lists its product as uncharacterized. Bases 85 to 432 code for a protein of 115 amino acids. The record is from RefSeq and is a predicted model, not a curated record. NCBI's taxonomy places the organism in Eukaryota, Metazoa, Arthropoda, Insecta, Diptera, Drosophilidae. The transcript has 4 exons.
AGCUGUGCCUUUUGACUCAAAAAUAUUCGUUAAGAAUUUUGUGAAUUUUGUUGAGAACAAAUAAUACCAAACGGGGAUAGAAUAAUGUUGACUCAGCAAGAUCAGAGCGAAAUUGACCUAUUGACGGCUGGAUGGUCAGCACUAAUAUCCCGAAAGAGUGGUGAAAUAGAUGCAAAUAAAACGAAAGUGACCCAGCUUGAGCUGGAAAUCAGGCAUCUAAAUAGAACUAAAGAGGACAUGCAAGUCAAGCUGAUGAAGAAAGAAGAGGAAUGUAUCUUGAAAGAUCAAAGACUUUCCCUAGCUGAGGAAAAGAUAGAAUAUUAUGAGAAGAAGCUAAAUACGACGAAGAGAAGUCCUAGAGAGGGAAUAAUAUCGUUGGAGUGUCCAUUUCAAAACCCCCGACGAGAACACUCAGCAAGCAACAGGGGAUGAUGACGCAAUUGCUACAAGAUUGAGAAGUCGUAAAAGGCGCAUAAGUACAGCACCCUCUUUGCCCGUUAUUUAAAAUGGGUUCUGUUUUUUGCCAAUGUUUUUGCGUUGUUGUUGUUGUUGUUGCUGUUCUUGUAACCGUUACGCUUGGCGAAACGAACUGUGCCAUGGCAAAGGUGGGGUG